Messenger RNA from Acanthosepion pharaonis, 1173 nucleotides. Lineage: Eukaryota; Metazoa; Mollusca; Cephalopoda; Sepiida; Sepiidae. The record is from the annotation of a GenBank genome assembly.
AUGGUGUUUGAUUUCGACAUUGCAAUAAUUAGUCGUGUUUUUGUUUUUCUCCUUCCUUCCUUCCUUAACCCAGCAACUGCUACCCAAAGCACGCACUCUCAACAAAUAACAGAUCCGAAAACAGAUUUAGUUCUCGCCAGGUGCCAAUAUUUGAAUACUUGUGAUUUUUGGUGGACAUCACGGCGACCUGUUUCCUUGCCGACGACGACGAGUGAAUUUGACGGUAUAGUGACCCCAGUUAUUGAACCGGUCUUCUCAAAGGUCACCGAAGAUGUUCCAGGAGCUGAAGGGCCUGUUUUUGACAAAAAGGGCGAUUUUUAUGUCGUAGCCCCCGGAGUUGAAAAUGAAGGAAAACCUGCAGGAGAAAUCCUUCGGAUCGAUUUGAACACAGGAAAGAAGACUGUGAUCUGUAAACCAAAAGUGGAUGAUUUUGGAGGAAUUCCUGCUGGCUGCCAAUGUGAUCGUGAAAACAAUCAACUAUUUGUAGCUGACAUGAGACUAGGUUUGUUGAUUGUGCAGACAGAUGGGUCCUUUGAGCAGAUUGCCAAAAAAGAUGCUGAUGAUCGAGUGAUGCAGGGAUGUAAUGAUUGUGCCUUUGACUAUCGUGGAGAUUUGUGGAUUACUGCACCCGCAGGGGAUAUUGCACCUGCAAAAUACACCCGUUCAAUGCAGGAGAAAUUUGGCAGUGUUUACUGCUUCACCACAGACGGUGAGAUGAUCCGAAUAGACACUGGCUAUCAGUUUCCAAAUGGUAUUGCCGUUCAACAUAUGAAUGAUGGGCGUCCUCGCAAACUCAUUGUGGCAGAAACCCCAACCAAGAAACUCUGGAGUUAUGACAUCAAAGGUCCUGGGAAGGUUGAAAACAAGAAGGUGUGGGGUAAUAUUCCAGGUACUCAUGAAGGUGGUGCAGAUGGAAUGGAUUUUGAUGAGGACAACAACCUUCUUGUGGCCAACUGGGGCAGCUCGCACAUUGAAGUGUUUGGCUCAGAUGGGGGUGAGCCAAAACUAAGAAUCCGUUGCCCUUUUGCAAAACCCAGCAACUUGCAGUUCAAGCCUCAGAGCAAGACUGUUUUUGUCACAGAACAUGACAGCAAUUCUGUCUGGAAGUUUGAGUGGCAAAGAAAUGGUAAGAAACAAUUCUCUGAGACAAUGAGCAGCUUUGGCCAACUUUAA